AUGAAGCGCUGGGCGUCCACCUUGGUUCAGUCGUAUUGGAGACGCAGACAAGCGUAUCGCCGCGUUCAAGACGAGCGGAAGAUCCAACGCACGCGCUGGAAACAGCUCGUGGACACUUACAACCAGCACGGAGCGGGAUACGGAGCGCCAUUCUUCUACAACCAAGUCAACGGCGAAAUUCGCUGGCGAUUGCCGCGCGAUCUGCUGUCACUCACUGUCCGCCCAACAUGCGCCCAAUGUGAAACCCCUGAGAGCGCCAGCUUCGAGUGUGCCACCUGCUCCGAGUUCUUCUGCGAUGAGUGUGAUGUUGUCGUGCACGGCGGUGGAAAACGACGCCUGCACAACAAGCGGAAGCUGUUCGACUACUACGGGCGGCGUCGCGACUACGGAGACGGCGAGUUCCCAUCAAUUUGGCCCUCGGAAAUCCUCCAGGAUGCAGCGAGAGGCUACGACUUCGAGCACUUGGUUCCACGCGACAACUACCAGGACAUGCUCUGGGAGAUCUCGCGGUUCGUGCCGGUGUCUACGGGGAACUGGGACGACGAGCAGGCAGCUGCCAGAGCUGCUGAAGCUGCAACUCCUCCCGCCCACCACCUGCUCUAUCGCGAGAAAGCCUUCGACGAGAGCGGGGUCAGUCUCUGGGAAAGCUUCUACGACUACGCUCAAGGAGAGUAUCGGUACUACCACCGCAUCUCGAAGCGCGUUGUCACGCAACUGCCAGGCCAGACACAACAAUAA
Molecule: messenger RNA, 738 nt
Organism: Phytophthora sojae
Lineage: Eukaryota; Oomycota; Peronosporomycetes; Peronosporales; Peronosporaceae
Exons: 5
Coding region: 1-738 (245 amino acids)
Source: RefSeq, a predicted model, not a curated record